ACCUCACUGUUUACUUCCUGUGUGAAAGGUUAAACUCGUCCUCCGAGGUUCGUUUGGCGUGCAGUGUUUAUUUUUUUUCCGUAAAUAGAAGUUUAUUCAAAAUAAAUGACUAAUAAUUAGCUGAAGUUUCGGAUUGAAAUAUGUCGUCUGAUGAACUAAUCGGACCUGCCCUGCCGCCCAUGUUCGGAGAGGAGCAGAGCGAUGAAGACUCUGACCAUGAAAGAGGAUGUAAGUGACAUAAAUGAUCCGUUUCAGAUCUCAAAAAUGGUCAAACUGUUACAGCAGGAACAUUUUUUAUCAGGUUUUUACUCCAGGGAUAUUAAACUUGUUCAUUGUGUCUCCUCUGGUAGUCCUCGGUCCUGCUCUGCCCCCUGGUUAUAAACGGGGAGGACCGUCCAGUUCCUCGGAUGAGAGCGACCAGGAGGUGUCUGUGAAAAGAGCAAAAACUGGACACACAGCAACAGAAGCGUGGGUGCAGAGUUAAACUAUUAAAUUUAAAGAUGAAUUUCACAACAAGUAAACUAAAAACAUUUGAAUUUUGAACAGAUUCGAAAAGACAAAGUCUCAAGAAGAAGAAGAAGAAGAUGAUGGUUUCUUUGGACCGGCCCUGCCACCAGGAUUUAAGAAACAACAAAGUUCACCAGAAAGGUCAUAAAAUAAGGUUUACAAUGGAUGUGUGACGAAGUAUCUUAAUUGUGGAUCAUGUAACCUAAAGUUGUUCCCACAGGCCACCGGUGCUGGGACCAGCUUUGCCCCCUGGGUUUCGCAGAGCGGCAUACGAUGAUGACAACGAUGAUGACAACGAUGAAGAUGCCCCGGGGCCUGCAUUACCACCAGACUACAAGGCUGAGCCCUCCAGCAGUGAAGAGGAGGAUGAAGAUGUGAUUGGACCCAUGCCAUCCAAAGGACCUAUUCAAGACUCUGUGGCGCUGGACUUUGAGCGUAGAGCACAAAGGAUGAAGGAGAAGCUGACAGGAGCUGUGAGUCCUCAGUUUUCUCCACCAAAGGCUUAUCAGUGUUUUCUCUAAUGAUUGUAACUAAUUUAAAUGAUCAUGUCUAAAUAUUUUUUGUCUACACUAUCUCACUUCAUGUAAACAGGAUGCCCCUGAGGUGCUGGCCAGAGAAUCGUGGAUGACAGAGCUCCCACCAGAACUACAGCAUAUUGGCUUGGGGGCUCGAACUUUCAAGAAGAGAUCGGGUCCGGAGAACAAAGAUCGCUCCAUUUGGACGGAUACACCAGCAGACAGGGAGCGCAAGGCCAGGGUAAGUAAUAAUAAUAAUAAUGAUAAUAACUUCAUUUGUAUAGCACUUUUAAAAACAGAAGUUUACGAAGUGCUUUGACAUAUAGUCAUAGAGACAGAAAAAAAAAAAAAAGCUAGAUUAAAACAGAAUUGAAGGCCAUUUUUAUGUUACAAGGAACCCAGACAAUACAAGAACCAUGCAACAUAAAAUAAGACCAUAAGGACCAAAAUAAAAAUAAAAUAGGUAAGAAAAAAGGAAAAUGCAAUUAAAAGGGGGGUGGGGUGGGGGGUCGAAUUGGAAACAGGAUAGUAAAUAUAAAAGCUGAUAUCGACAAUGAUAAUAAAAUAAAGACAGGAAAAACAGGUAAUCCUGAUGAUAAUAGUAAUGAUAAAGUAGAGAAGCAGAAAUGACCAAGAGAUAAAACAAUAAAAGGCCUAAAAGGUUCAUUAAGAAAACAGUACAAGUAUAACAAAAGCUAAAAUGACAGUAAAAUCGAAAUAAGAUAGAGGUAAAAGAGAUAAGAGAUGACAGAUAAGACAUAAAGAUAAAAGACAGCAUCACAUAAAAGCAAGUCUGUAAAAGUGAGUUUUUAAAUUUGACUUAAACGAAGUGACUGUCUCUGCACACCUUAUCUCCUCCAGCAGGCCAUUCCAAAGUUGAGGAGCUCUGAUGGAGAAAAUUCUAUCCCCUUUACUUUUGAGCCUCGACUUUGGAACGACCAGGAGGCCAGAGGAUCUGAGGCUGCGAGUUGGCUCAUGUGGUAUUAAAAGCUCUGAAAUGUAGCUCAGAGCUUAGUGAAGGGAGGCUAAAAUUGGAGUGAUGUGAUGCCGUCUACUAAAACCAGUUAGAAGCCGAGCUGCUGCAUUCUGAACGAGUUGGAGGCGGGAAUGACAAAUGUGAUAACAUAUUAGAUACAUUUUUUUUGAUUAUAUAUAGCUGUAUCUUUCAUAUUAUAGCUAUGUAAUACAUAGAUGCAAUACCUCAUCUUUACAUUGACCUAUCAUUUUUUUUAAAUCAAAAGAUUUGAUGUCAUGUUUUUAUUCUUUAACUGAAGGAACGUCUUGAAAAAAAGCAAAGGGGUGAACCAGAACAAGUUGAAGAUGUCCCACAGCUCUCCCAUAAGGACUUGGAAAUGGCUGAGAAAGUGUCCAAAUAUAAUGUAAGUGGUGAUUAGUCACUGUUCUUGAUUUCCACAUCAGUUUUUCACAUCAGUGUCGAAUACCCAAGUGCCCACUUGUAACUCACCCCUCUCGUCUCUAAUCAGGAGUCAAAACGCGCACAGUCUCUGAUGAGUUUGCACACCAAGACAAUGAAGGAAAAGGCGAAAGAGAAGGCUGACAAACCCGUGGAGAGGAGGCCAUUCGAUCGGGACGAAGACCUGCAGGUCAAUCGCUUUGACGAAGCACAAAAGCAGCGCCUACUGAAGAAAUCUCAGGAACUGAACACACGGUUCUCCCACAGCAGAGACAAGAUGUUCUUGUGAGAAACUGUCGUGCUGCGUCUAUCUGGCUGAACAAAACUGGUCUGAUUCUUUAAGUGUCAGAAAUGUUAUUGAGAGUGGAUUUUCCAGAAAACACUAUGUCAUUUAAAGCCAUUUAUACAGAUGAUAUAGAGAGAAAUAACAAAAACAUGACAUUAUUUUUCCUUUAUUUAGAAAAGCUGUCCUCAGUUUGGGAGGACAGCUUUUGAGCUUUAUAUGUCAGCUGUUAUUUUAGUUAAUAUCGAUCCUGUUAGUCACAAAAAAAAAAAAAAAAAAAAAAAUUAUGUCUUCAGUUGAAAUCAUUUAGGGAUUAUACAACCCAUAAUAAAAUUUCCGAGUAUACAUAAAAUUAGUAUUAUAAUGAUUGUAACUUUAAAAAUUGUUAGACAACGCCCAAGUCUUUAUUUUUCAACUAGAAAGGAUAAAUAAAUGCUUGUGGUGUCUUCAUUGCUUGGUUAGGUCAUCUCCUUUCCACAUUUGAAGUUAUGAUCUAUACGUUUUUUAAUAGUUCUGCAGAAAUAAAGCCCAAAAUUUAGCCUAAUAAUAUUUUAAUAGACCUAUGAGGAUUGAAUGAAAAUAUCAAAACCUUUUGUACAAAUUGCUGUAAAGUACACACGCAGGGAUUACCUCUCUCUCUUUCAUGUCCUGUAUGCCUCUUUGUGUUUUCUUUUACGUUGAUUAAACUUUCUUUUUUGAAACUGA
Xyrichtys novacula (pearly razorfish) is the source of this 3424-nucleotide messenger RNA. The record is from the annotation of a GenBank genome assembly. Lineage: Eukaryota; Metazoa; Chordata; Actinopteri; Labriformes; Labridae.